Messenger RNA from Ornithorhynchus anatinus (platypus), 3608 nucleotides. RefSeq names its product adenosine deaminase RNA specific (gene ADAR). Gene Ontology annotation, molecular function: tRNA-specific adenosine deaminase activity; double-stranded RNA binding; double-stranded RNA adenosine deaminase activity. The coding region runs from base 330 to 2909 and encodes 859 amino acids. Gene Ontology annotation, biological process: adenosine to inosine editing; RNA processing. Gene Ontology annotation, cellular component: cytoplasm; nucleolus. The record is from RefSeq and is a predicted model, not a curated record. NCBI's taxonomy places the organism in Eukaryota, Metazoa, Chordata, Mammalia, Monotremata, Ornithorhynchidae. The transcript has 14 exons.
CGAGCCCGCCGCGUCCCGCCGGCCCCGGCCGGUCGCUCUCGGGGUGUCCCGUCGCGGGUCGGGGCCCGGGCUCCCUCAGCGCCGUCUUCGGACGCCUGUCGGUGUCCGACCCGGAGCCGGACGCGUUCCGGCCGCCGGGCGGGCUCGGGCCGGGGGCCUCGGCCGACGCGCGGGACCUCGCCCGGCGCCUGGGGGUCCCCAAGAGGGACGUCAACCGCGCCCUGUACUCCCUGCGUUCCCGGGGCUGCCUGGUCCGGGAGGAGGGAGCCCCCCCGCGCUGGAGGAGGGCCCGCCCCGCCCCCGCUGAGGGCGCCGGCCCACCCGCCGCCAUGGCCGAGACCCGGGAGAAGAUCUGCGCCCACCUGUUCGGGGCGGGGGCCCUGUCGGCCCUCACCCUGGCCAAGGGCAUCGGGCUGACGCGGGCGCGGGACGUCAACCCGGCCCUUUACUACCUGGAGCGCCAGGGCGACGUGUGCCGCGAGGGCCUCACCCAGCCCCGCUGGGCGCUCACCGAGAAGAAGCGCGAGCGCAUGUGCAUCAAGCGGGAGGCGGCCGCCCCCGCCUCGCCGGGAGCCCCGGCCCCCGCCCCGGGCCUGGAGAACGGGCGGCGGCCGGGGGCCGGCCCCGGGGAAGACGGCGACGCCGGGGCGCCCCCGGCCGCCGAGGACGGCCGCUGGGCCAGCGACGACAUCCCCGACAGCCUCAACAUGAUCCGGCCCCCCGUGGCGGCCGCGGAGCCCCCGGGCUCCAUCGCGCAGCUGGGCUUCCCGCCGCCGCCUCAGCCGUCCCCGCUGGAGAAGCUGACCGCCUGCCGCAAGAAGAACCCCGUCAGCGGGCUCAUGGAGUUCACCCAGUUCACCUGCCAGCCCUGCGAAUUCACCCUCCUGGAGCAGAGCGGGCCCUCGCACGAGCCCCGGUUCAAGUUCCAGGCGGUGAUCAGCGGCCGGCGCUUCCCCCCGGCCGAGGCCAGCAGCAAGAAGCUGGCCAAGCACGACGCGGCCACGAGGGCGCUGAGGGUCCUCCUGCGCGAGGCGGGGGCCGCCGACGGGGCGGCCGGCGCGGACGGAGGCGGCCCCGGGGAGGAGGAGGAGGAGAUGGAGCAGAGCGAGAGCCAGGAGUCCCCGAGGCCGGUGCCCAUCAUCAACAAGAACCCCAUCAGCGUGCUCAUGGAGCACGUGCAGAAGGCCGGCGGCACGUGCGAGUUCCGCCUGCUGGCCCAGGAGGGCCCGGCCCACGACCCCAAGUUCGAGUACUGCGUGAUGGUGGGCAGCCGGGUCUUCCCCUCGGCCAUCGCCAACAGCAAGAAGGUGGCGAAGCAGAUGGCGGCCGAGGCGGCGGUGAAGGCGCUCCAGGACGAUCCCGAGGCCGCCGCCGGACCCCCCGAGCCGAUGGUCCCGCCGUUGGGCACCCCGCUGUUCGGCGCGGAGAACCAGCCGCGGCGCGUGGGCCAGCUCAUCAAGUACCUCAACGCCAACCCCAUCAGCGGCCUGUUCGAGUACGCCCGCUCCAGCGGCUUCGCCGCCGAGUUCAAGCUGGUCAACCAGUCGGGGCCCCCCCACGACCCCAAGUUCAUCUACCAGGCCAAGGUCGGAGGUCGCUGGUUCCCGGCGGUCAGCGCGCACAGCAAGAAGCAGGGCAAGCAGGUGGCGGCCGACGCGGCUCUGCGCGUCCUCAUCGGGGAGACCGAGAUGGAGGAGCGGCGGGGGGCCGCCGGCCUGCCCGAGCUCCCAUUGGGAGGCAGCACCGUCCACGACCAGAUCGCCAUGCUGAGCCACAAGUGCUUCAACUCGCUGACGGCCCGCAUCCAGCACAGCCUGCUCGGCCGCAAGAUCCUGGCCGCCAUCGUCAUGAAGAAGGGCCCGGCGGACCUGGGGGCCGUGGUCAGCCUGGGGACGGGCAACCGCUGCGUCAAGGGAGGGGAGCUCAGCCUCAAGGGAGAGACGGUCAACGACUGCCACGCCGAGAUCAUCUCUCGGAGGGGCUUCAUCAGGUUCCUGUAUAACGAGCUCAUGAAGUACGACCCCGCGUCGGGGACGGACAGCAUCUUCGAGCCGGCCGAGGGCGGCCGCCUCCAGGUCAAGAGGGGCGUCACCUUUCACCUCUACGUCAGCACGGCGCCCUGCGGGGACGGCGCCCUGUUCGACAAGUCCUGCAGCGACCUCCCGGGCCGGGGCGUGGAUGGCCUCCACCAGCCGCUCUUCGAGAAUCCCAAACAGGGCAAACUGCGCACCAAAGUGGAGAACGGCGAGGGCACCAUCCCGGUGGAGUCGAGCGCCAUCGUGCCGACGUGGGACGGCAUCCAGCACGGCGAGAGGUUACGCACCAUGUCCUGCAGCGACAAGAUCCUGCGCUGGAACGUCCUGGGCCUGCAGGGAGCCAUGCUCACCCACUUCCUGCAGCCCAUCUAUCUCACCUCCAUCACACUCGGCUACUUGUACAGUCAGGGUCACCUGACCCGGGCCCUGUGCUGCCGCAUGGCGAGAGAAGGGAGCGGGUUUCCCGAGGGGCUCCGGCCCCCCUACGCCCUCAACCACCCCAAGGUGGGCCGGGUGAGCGUGUACGACUCGACGCGGCAGACGGGCAAGACCAAGGAGUCCAGCGUCAACUGGUGCCUGGCCGACGGCACCGAGGUCGAGGUCCUGGACGGCACCAAGGGCAAAGUGGACGGGCCCCAGCUGGAGGUGUCCCGCGUGUCGAAGCGCAACCUCUUCGCCCUGUUCCGCCAGCUGAGCGCGCAGGCCAAGCGCGCGGACCUGCUGGCCUUCGCCUCCUACGCGGAGGCCAAGGGGGCGGCCCGGGCCUACCAGGUGGCCCGUGACUACUUCGUGCAGGGCCUGGAGGAGCUGGGCUACGGCAGCUGGAUCGGCAAGCCGCAGGAGGAGAAGAGCUUCGCGCCCGAGGACCCGUAGCCGCGCCCCGCCGGACCCCCGGCCCGGGGGCCUCCGCGGCGGCUCCGGGCCUCGCCCCGUCGGACGGACACGGGACCGGGGACGGGGAGGGGGCGGGCCGGCGGGGAGCCGGCGAGCCCCGCGGGUGCCCGGAGCACGUGCGUCGGGCGGUCCCGCCGUGCAUGUCCUCGGUCGGAGCCCCCGGCCCGGCUCGCCCCCUUCUCUCCCCCCUCGCUCGGGCCCCCGAGUCUCCAAACCAUUCCCCGCCCCCACCCACCCCCCGAAAAACGUAGUCCCCCACGCAGCCCUUGACCCCGUCCCCGCCGUCUGGGCCGGGGCCACCCGUGCUUUCCGGGGGCCUGGGGGAGGCGAGACCCUGCAUGGCAGGAGGGGAGGGGAGAGGGUGAUCCUGACCUCGCAGCCCUGAUUUCUGAGUUUUAGUCGUCUUCCACCCCCCCCCCCCUUUUUUAAUUAUGGUUAUGAUUUUAAAGAAAUGAUCGGCCGUGGUCCGAGCGCUCGCUCCCACCUGACCGGGGAACGGCGGGGAGAAGCGUAGCGUAAAUGACCCUCCGUCGCGGGAGACCCCCCCCCCCCCAUCCCAGACCCCACGUCGACCCCCAUUUUGUAACUGCUUUCGCAGACACCCCCCCCCCCCCCCAGGGCUUCCGGCAACCGAAGACACAUUCCGCAGAUGAAAUAAAUUCUCCCUUUUUUUCUGUA